This is a messenger RNA of Dufourea novaeangliae, 2833 nucleotides long. RefSeq names its product calnexin. Gene Ontology annotation, molecular function: calcium ion binding. The transcript has 9 exons. Gene Ontology annotation, cellular component: endoplasmic reticulum membrane; endoplasmic reticulum. Gene Ontology annotation, biological process: protein folding. The coding region runs from base 464 to 2269 and encodes 601 amino acids. The record is from RefSeq and is a predicted model, not a curated record. NCBI's taxonomy places the organism in Eukaryota, Metazoa, Arthropoda, Insecta, Hymenoptera, Halictidae.
AGUAUAAACGAACGGAAAAAAUUCGUCGGGGCUCUCGGUCAAUUUCGUUUUCGCUCGAAGGGAGGAGGACCGUACUCGAUAGGGGAUCGACAGUGGAAACCGGUUCCGAAGGGACCAAUCAAGGCCUCUGGGAGUUCUUGGAUCAUUCAAUUAAUUCAAUUAUAAACUAUUUUUCCGUCGGGCGACCCGUUUCCGGUGGUGUUGCCACUUUUUCGAACGCACGGGGCCGCUCUCCGAGAUAUUCCCUUUACGCGUAAUUCAAUUACUGUUAUUACUUAAUUGAAUAAAUAAGCCACGUCGCGUACGGGACACGACUCUUUCGUCGGCCGAUACUCAUUCAGGAAUCGACGCUUCGUGACUGAACUCCCGAAGGAUUUGAGAUAACGUUACCGGCCAUAUCUUCGUGUGAGUAAUCUCCAGAAGGCUAUAACUUCCGAUCUACUUUUUCCCUGAGGAAUAUGAGAUGGCCAGACUCAUAGCGAAUGGAAUUAUUUAUUUGUAUGUAGUCUGUAGUAUUAUCCGAGCUGAUGAAAGUAACGAUAACGACAUCCAAGAUGUAGUAUCCGAAGUAGUGUACAAGACUCCAGAGGUGUCUGGAUUCGCGUAUCUAGUGGACACCUUCGACGAUCUUGAAAAGUUCAAGAAUACAUGGGUGUUGUCCGAAGCCAAGAAAGAUUCUAUAGACGAGGACAUAGCUAAAUACGAUGGGGUUUGGUCUAUAGAAGAACCCAAGAUACACGCGCAGGAGGGUGACUUAGGAUUAGUGCUGAAAAGCAAAGCUAGACACGCAGCAGUAUCCACCAAAUUGUCUAAACCUUUUCACUUCAAAGACAAUCCACUAAUAGUGCAAUACGAAGUGAAUUUCCAAGAGGGCCAAGAAUGCGGAGGAGCUUACUUGAAGCUGCUCACGUUGGACCCAGAACAUGUGGAUCUGAAGAUUUUCCACGAUAAAACUCCUUACACUAUAAUGUUCGGGCCGGACAAGUGUGGAAAUGAACACCAGCUGCAUUUUAUAUUCCGGCACAAAAAUCCUCUGAACGGUUCCAUAGAGGAGAAACACUGUAAAAAGCCGAGGGAACGCCUGGAGGAUUUCUUCAAGGACAAACAGCCUCACCUUUACACCCUGAUUAUUCGAGCGGACAACAGUUUUGAGAUCAAAGUGGACAAUAAGGUUGUGAAUUCUGGCUCGCUGCUGGACGACUUCAGUCCCCCUGUUAAUCCACCAUUGGAAAUCGAAGAUCCUUCGGACGUUCAGCCCGACGACUGGGACGACAGAGAAAGGAUUCCAGAUUUGUCGGCUGUUAAGCCGGACGACUGGGACGAAGAUGCCCCGGCACAGAUCGUAGACGAGGAUGAUGUUAUGCCUGACGGAUGGCUCGAAGAUGAACCACCAGUGAUCCCUAAUCCCGACUCCGUCAAGCCUGAAGACUGGGACGUCGAGAUGGACGGUGAAUGGGAACCCCCAGACAUACCGAAUCCAAAAUGUGCUGACGCGCCAGGAUGUGGACCGUACCAGCAGAAGAUGAAGAAGAACCCACGGUACAAGGGUAAAUGGUCCCCGCCCUUGAUCAACAAUCCCGAUUACAAAGGGAAAUGGAAGCCUAAGCUGAUACAUAACCCCAAUUACUUCAACGACGAGCAUCCAUUCCGAAUGAUGCCCAUUUAUGCAGUCGGUUUUGAACUGUGGUCUAUGUCCACGGACAUACUCUUUGAUAAUAUUCUGAUAACAGAUAACGAGGACGUAGCGAGGAAGUGGGCCGACGAUACUUUCGAAGUACGUCGCGCCAGAAUCGCGGAGGAAAGCUGGAGCGUGUGGCGUCAGAUUGGCACAUUUACAGCGGAACAUCCUUGGAUAUGGACUGUAUAUUUAAUAGCUGCUGGUUUACCCAUAAUGCUAGUUAUAUAUUGUUGCUGCUUUGCUUCUCAGGACAAAUACGACUUAAAGGAAGAAGAGAAGGAGCCUCUAGUUGAAAACGAAGAAGCCGAGAUAGAAGAAACCAAGAAAGCAGAGGCAGCAGAAGCAGAUAAAGCAGAAAUAGAGAAAGCAGAAGCAGAAAUGGAGAAAGCAGAAGCAGAUAACGCAGAAAUAGAGAAAUCAGAUAAAGCAGAAAUAAAGGAAGCUGUAGAAGAUAAAGUAGACGCAGACAAAGCAGAAGCAGAAGCUAAUAAAAGCGAGGAAACUGAGGAGAUAAUAGAAAGUGAAGAUAAUGAGAAGCUAGCGAUGGGUGGCGAUGGACCACGACGAAGAAAACCAAAGAAUAGAGAUUAAAAUUUAAACGAUGUGAAAUUCGUAUUAACUAAGGAUAUUUAUGCAAAUCUUUCACAUUCCACGUAACACACUUGCCAUUUUGUGUACGUUAGGAUUUUUUCAGUGUCCCAAUACAAUGCAACGCGAUCACUAGGAACCAGUUGGUUUGCCCGAAACAUUACGCGCGCUCGUUUCAACUAUUCAAUUUUUUUUUCUUCUAAUUAUAUCGUAUUUUGUGGCGAAUGCCUUUUCACACGUUCGGCAUGUUUUACGUAUGAAUGAUGACACAUAAAAUGAAAACAACACAGUUUGUAACGAAUGAUGUUCGGUGUAACUAUUUAUGCCUUAAUAAUAUGUAGCAAUGUAACUUUUGUUAUUGUAUAUUGAAGGUGAAUAAUAGAAUACAUUUAUUCACGAUUUCUUGUGUGAGACCGAAAAGAAAAAAUGGAAAAAAAGAACCACGUACAAUUACAUUAACAAUAUUCAAUUAUCGUUUUCACAGACAUUUGUAUCGUUCGAUGUAAUUAAUCGUUCUUAAACAAUAUGUUUCAUUCCUUUUGCUAUUACGUUAAUAAAAUGUACAAU